Messenger RNA from Candida albicans SC5314, 2010 nucleotides. It is a transcript of the gene RBD1, whose product is annotated as Rbd1p. The record is from RefSeq and is a predicted model, not a curated record. Gene Ontology annotation, biological process: proteolysis. Bases 1 to 2010 code for a protein of 669 amino acids. Lineage: Eukaryota; Fungi; Ascomycota; Pichiomycetes; Serinales; Debaryomycetaceae. Gene Ontology annotation, cellular component: membrane. The transcript has a single exon. Gene Ontology annotation, molecular function: serine-type endopeptidase activity.
AUGCCUUUAAAUACUCCAUACCCUGUUGAAAAGAAUACUUUCAAUAUUUCCGAUGAAGACGACGAUUUCCCUACAAGAAAUUUAAACGAAAGUUCACCUUUAACACAAUCGACAAAAAGAUAUAUGAAACAAGAUUUUGCCAAUUCAGUUACAUCUCUACCUUCAUUACCUCCCAAACCAUCACAUCUACAACCACAAAAUCGUCCACAACAUCAACAACAACAACAGCAGCAGCAGUACCCAUACGGCAACUUAUCAGCCAAACAACUGAAUAAACACAAACAAAUGUUUGAAAAUUCCGUUCCUGAAACCAAUAAAAAAGAUUAUCUUGGGAAUACUACCACAGUUAGGGAAUUACCUCCUAUACCAGAUAAUGAGAAACUCCAUUCGAAAAAUCCAUUUUCUGAUUCACGUUAUGCUAGUCGUGAUUAUGAUGAUGUGGAUUUACCUCCUUCACCACCUCAUUCAGAUCCAUUUAGAAAUGAUGAAAUAUCUGAUGAUGAUUCUCAUUCAGAUUUAAAACAUAAAAUGAAACGAAAUGAAAAAAAUCGAAUUCGUUCAUUACGAAGGAAACCAAGAUUUCAUUAUACUAAAUUACCUUAUUUUACCAUGGUGAUUUCUCUUAUUCAAAUCAUUGUAUUUAUAGUGGAAUUAGCGAAAAUGGCUCAUCUUACAGGUUCAGCUUUCCAAACGAAACCAUAUUUUAAUCCAAUGUUGGGACCACUGACAUUUCUACUUAUUAAUAUGGGGGCACGUUAUGUACCUUGUAUGCAUCAAAUUAAAGAUAUAACCGAUGAUACUAGUAUAUUAUUCCCCUGUGCCAAUUCUACAUCAGUAGAUACUUAUGUAUGUUCAUUAAGUGAAUUGUGUGGAUUAACUAAAUUAAAAUUAAGUAGUGAUGGUUCUGCAUAUUUACCUGAUCAAUGGUAUCGUAUAUUUAUUCCUAUUUUUUUACACGCGGGAUUUUUACAUAUAAUAUUCAAUUUAUUGUUACAAGUGACAAUGGGGUCAUCAAUUGAACGGAAUAUUGGUAUUAUAAAAUAUGCCAUUAUUUAUAUUUCAAGUGGUAUUGGUGGGUUUUUAUUGGGUGCCAAUUUUACUCCUCAAGGGAUUGCUUCAACUGGAGCCCUGGGAGCUUUAUUUGGAAUAGUUGCCACUAAUAUAAUCCUUUUCAUAUAUACGGGUAAGAAAAAUACUAAUAUGUAUGGUACAAAACAUUAUGCCCUUUUCAUCUGUAUAAUGAUUGGAGAAAUUGUUAUAUCACUUGUUUUAGGAUUAUUACCGGGAUUAGAUAAUUUUAGUCAUAUUGGAGGAUUUGCCAUGGGGAUAUUAUCAUCAAUUGUGGUAUUAAAAGAUCCAUUUUGGGUAUUUAUUGAUGGAAUCAUUACUUAUCCGAAAAACCCUAGUACUUGGCAACAAUUUUUAAAUAAUUGGAAUCCAAUGUAUUCAAUUGAAGAUAAAAUAAGAUCAAGAUUUUUCAUUUGGUGUGGAGUUAGAAUCAUCGCCCUUAUUUUAAUGAUUAUUUAUUUGGUAUUACUUUGUAAGAAUUUUUUCAAUAAUGAUAUUAAUAGAGGGAACAAUUGCAAAUGGUGUAAAUAUUUCAAUUGUAUACCCGUUAAAGGUUGGUGUGAUAUUGGUCAAGUUAGUGUGACAUCAACUACAACAACAUCUGACUCUAAUUCCAAUUCCAAUUCCAAUUCCAAUCCAACUACCACUGCUAGUUCAAGUUCAUCUAGUGUCCCAACAACGAGGUAUUCAACAAUGACUUAUACAACUUCAAUGCCUUCAAGUGUUGAAAAUCCUAAAUCAAAUACUAAUUCUGAAGGUACUAAUGGUGGAUUAAGAAAAAGAUUUGCCAGUAGUUUUACUGGUGGUAAUAGUGGUGGUACAGCUAAUAUCGCUGCACGUGCUGGUGGUGACAUUCAACAACAAUACGGAAUUGGUAGUGGAUUAUAUGUGAUAGUGAUCUUUUUCACAAUUUCAUUUUUGAAAAAGAAGAAAAUUAUAUAA